Molecule: messenger RNA, 753 nt
Organism: Fusarium odoratissimum NRRL 54006
Lineage: Eukaryota; Fungi; Ascomycota; Sordariomycetes; Hypocreales; Nectriaceae
Product: alcohol dehydrogenase
Exons: 3
Coding region: 1-753 (250 amino acids)
Source: RefSeq, a predicted model, not a curated record
AUGUCUCUCGAAGGAAAAGUCGUCCUCAUCACCGGCGGAGCCAAGAACCUGGGUGCCGAAAUUGCCCUAUCCCUAGCCAGCAUUGGCGGCAACCUAGCCCUCCAUUACAACUCACCAUCUACAAAGAACAAUGCCGACGUUUUAGCAAAGACAAUCAGCCAAUCAUUUCCCAAGGUGAAAUAUGAGUUCUAUCAAGGCGAUCUUACCACCAAAGUAGCAGUUGACAACCUGUUUGAAUCGGUGCUCAAGGACUUUGGCAAGGUCGACAUUGUCAUCAACACGAUUGGAAAGGUUCUCAAGAAGUCCAUCGCUGAAAUUUCGGAGGCAGAGUACGACAGCAUGUUUGACGUCAACUCUAAAUCGGCUUUCCUGAUUCUCCAAGCUGGCGCAAAGCAUGUCGAAGACGGCGGGAAAAUCAUCACUAUCGUCACCGCCCUUCUCGCUGCCUUCACUGGGUUCUACACCUCAUAUGCCGGAUCUAAAGCUCCUGUUGAGCAUUUUACCCGUGGCGUUGCCAAAGAGCUCAUGGGACGUCGAAUCAGCGUCAAUGCUGUCGCGCCUGGACCGAUGGAUACACCUUUCUUCUAUCCCCAGGAGGCCGAUGAUGCUGUGGCCUUUCACAAAAGCCAAGCGCUGGAGGGUCGACUGACGGAUGUUAAGGAUAUUGCUCCCCUUGUUAAAUUCCUUGUCACAGAGGGGGGAUGGAUUACGGGGCAGACCAUCUUCGCUAACGGCGGUUAUACUACUCGUUGA